This is a messenger RNA of Mauremys reevesii (Reeves's turtle), 3349 nucleotides long. RefSeq names its product tetraspanin 14 (gene TSPAN14). Lineage: Eukaryota; Metazoa; Chordata; Testudines; Geoemydidae. Gene Ontology annotation, biological process: protein maturation; protein localization to plasma membrane; regulation of vascular endothelial growth factor signaling pathway. The record is from RefSeq and is a predicted model, not a curated record. Gene Ontology annotation, cellular component: membrane. Bases 562 to 1374 code for a protein of 270 amino acids. The transcript is spliced from 10 exons.
ACUAGCUAAUGUGCAUGGAGAGAUCAGGGUAGAAUUGAAUCCAGGAGCAGAGGCAAAGUUAGGCAAAUACUCACUGGAAGUUCUCCUUUGUGUAAAAUGACCCUGCCUGUGUGUGCGUCCUGUUGCGAAAGAGAGGCGUGGCCUGAUAGACAUGAUUAGUAGAUUUCCUGUGCUGCCAAGAAGGAGUACAGCAGCCGCACACUACUGGAGAGCUUGCUAGGGAAAUCCGCUCUGCAGAAUCGGGUGUCAUUAUUUACUGAGCGCGGGGGAGUUUCUUUUCACGUGUGAUCCGCUUUCAUGGACUAACCAAGGCAGGAACCAACCGAGGAACGCCUGUGUUUUUGGCAGCCUCUUGCCUUUCGCUCAAGUUGGUGAAACUUACUAAGCAGACUCUAGGGCUGCUCCUGGGUGCUGUUGUUUCCCGAUCUUCGGCUCUUUACAAUCCUUCUCACCCGCUAAUUUCUCCCUGGGCUUUUUCUAAGAGAGAUUCUCGUUGGUGGGCAGGGGCAGCCCCAUUGUUAACGCUGCACUCAGCCUUCUGUCUAUAUUGCUCUAUAGAAGAUGCACUAUUACCGAUACUCUAACCCAGAAAUCAGCUGUUGGUACAAAUACCUGCUUUUCAGCUACAACAUCAUCUUCUGGCUAGCUGGAGUUGCUUUCCUUGCAGCCGGGCUUUGGGCAUGGAGUGAAAAGGGUGUAUUAUCUGAUCUCACGAAGGUAACCCGUCUCCAUGGCUUUGACCCGGUGGUACUUGUCUUGGUGGUUGGAGGAGUGAUGUUCGUUCUGGGAUUUGCUGGUUGCGUAGGAGCAUUGAGGGAAAACAUCUGCCUUCUGAAGUUUUUUUGUGGAGCAAUCGUACUUAUAUUUACGUUGGAGCUGGCUGCGGCAGUACUGGCUUUCUUGUUCCAGGACUGGGUGAGGGACCGGUUCAAGGAAUUCUUUGAGAAUAACAUUAAAUCCUACCGAGAUGACAUCGAUCUACAGAACCUCAUUGACUCAUUGCAGAAAAUUAACCAUUGCUGUGGUGCUCAGGGGCCAGAUGACUGGGAUCUUAACAUUUACUUCAACUGCAGUACUGAAAGCAAAAGUCGUGAGAAGUGUGGGGUCCCCUUUUCCUGCUGUGUACCUGAUCCUGCUCAAAAGGUUGUGAAUACGCAAUGUGGAUAUGACAUCAGAGCACAGAAGAAAAACCAAUGGGACAAUUUAAUUUUCACCAAGGGUUGUAUCCCUGCUCUUGAAGCUUGGCUACCCCGAAACAUCUACAUUGUUGCAGGCGCCUUCAUAGCUAUCUCAUUGCUGCAGAUUUUUGGGAUUUUCCUGGCCAGGUCACUGAUUUCGGAUAUUGAAGUUGUAAAGGCAGGUCAUCUUUACUGAAGACGAAAGCAGACACCAGCUGUGAAGACACACACAUUUCACUGCUAUUGAUUUGACAUCCAGGGAAAAGAAAUUGAGACACACACAGGCCUUGGAGUGCUCCAGGUUUUAAAAGCCUUAUUUUUGUAUCAGCCAGAUGUUACUCCGCUUCUGCUUUUGCUGCAGGCUGGUGCAGAAAGAACACACUGCUUCCUCCCCCAGAUCCCCUUCUCCCCAGUGCAACAUCAGUUUCUUUCUCCAAGGGGAAGACUAGAUGUAAACCUUUUUUGGUGUGGAAGAGAUUCCCCUAAACCUAUGAGGGAUGGAUCAAAAGACUCCAGUAAGCAGAAUGGAAACUGCUAUAAACCAGUCCCUUCCCUUACAGCAGCAAGUUCUUCAAGGUCUGUUUUGUCUUGGCUCCUAGCUACCAUCAUUGGAGGUUGCCAAUGUUGCAUUCAUUAUGUGGAUCAUAGCUGCAUCUGUUGUGAUGUUUGUCAUGGUCUUAGAAGAGAGUGUCCUAAAGAUCGACAAAUGACCGCAUUGAUGGAAUAGGUAAAGGAGGUUACUUAAUGUCUAUUCUCAAAACAUUGUAGUCUGUUCUCGAAACAUCAAGCAUUUCAUUGUGUUCUGUUUGAGUGGAAGGCCCAGGCAGUUAUGUCAUUGGAUUAUUGUGAGUCAUGAUAGUCUUGGUAUUAGAGACAUUUCUUUACAGUCAUUAAGUCUCUAAUUGUCAGAUGGAACCUUAGCUGUGCAGAAGUAGGGAGCGUCCCUAUAUGACCUGAGCUAAUGUCGAUAUUUCAGUAGGGACUCAAAUGCUUGAGUAACCGAAGCCACUUAUUUUGAAAGUUCUUGCCAACAUAAGUUUCUCAAGACGGAGUAAUUUAAUUAUACGUUGAUAGCAUAUUUGGAAAUCUUUUCAUGAGGGUAGGUGGAUUCUCUGAUGCUAUUUCUCCUUUUUAGCUGUUUGUAAAUAGUUUUAAUUUAUAGAGGAGAAAAUCUCACCAUUUGCUUACACUGUUUUGUAGAGCAAUUACUUCUAAAAAGAGUGAUAUCUGCUGGGCUGAAGGCAUUUAAAAAUACUGCUUGGUACAAGAGAUCAUUGAAUAAGCGAUUGUGUCCGUCAAGAGCUCUCUAGUCUGCCAUCUGUUCUCUUUCACACCUGUCCACUGCACUGUUGUUUAUCAUCUUCUUUGACUGUUGAUUGCCAUAUUAGGACUAAAAAGAAAUUAAAGGACAAGCUAAACUCUGUUAGGCCUUUGAUUCAGGAUUUUCCAGGCUAGUCGAAAGCUGAUCUAACGUACAUAAGAGUCUAGAGGAGCACUGGAGUUACUAGCAUUAAUUUAUUUAAAAAAAUCUUUUGAAUGCAUUGUUGUUUCCCAUUCCAUUUGUCCUUUGCUGCUCAGCCUUUCCUGCAAAAAUGCCAGAUCCAGUCAUGCUGAAGAAAUGCUCAGAGCUGCGUCUCCAGAAUAAUGCUGUAGGCCCUGGCCCAAAGUGAGUGCAGCUCCCAUUGAAGUCAAAUGGGUGUGGCUCCCGUUUACACCAGGGAUGAAAUUAAAUCCUUAUGCAGUUUCCUGCAAACUGGGGUGCUUAAGACCUGAUCCAAAGUCCACGAAGUCCAAUGGAAAGACUCCCAUUGACUUCAGUGGCCUUUGGAUCUGGCCUGCAGUGCUAGUCCAAACCAUUCUUCUGCUCUUCUGUGAAAUCAAAAGUCAGAGCAGAAAUAAUUGUAAAAGCUGAAAUGUGUGAUACGUAAUAAGAAACUCUUUUAAACAGUUGUUGCAGUGUCAAUUUUACUGUGGGCUAUUUACUAGCAAACUGUUCAUUGCUUGUAGUGGCACCCUAUUUUUCAGGGAUAGCAGUUACUUGCAGUGCCUAACGUACAUUCUAGUAAAGUAUAUAUUUUUGUAAUUAUAUUUUACUACAUUAAUGCUUGUUUCCAAAGUGUUAUGCUUUCUUAGAAUGCCAAACUUCUGAAUAUAUCUUUUUUUUAUAUAUA